AAAUGUGACUACAAUCUUCCAAUAGCUUUCGCGUGACCAAUGAAUAUCCACCCAUUUUUGCAAGACUGCUAGCGGAAAACAAGAAUAAAUAGUACAAUUUCUUGAUCAAAUUACAUCUGAGGGGAAUAAUUCAUUCAGAGAACAAUGAGCUUUUUCGGGCUAGGCCAAGGAGCCGAUAUCGACAUCGCGCUCGACGAUGCAGCAACAAGAAAACAGGCUGAGAUCAAGACAGAUGAUGGCAGGAAGGAGAAACUUUAUCUUUUCUACGACGGAGAGAGCUUGACAGGAAGGGUCAAUGUCACUCUCAAAGGCAAGAAGCUUGAACAUCAAGGCAUCCGUAUUGAGUUCGUAGGUCAAAUAGAGCUGUAUUACGACAGAGGGAACCAUCAUGAAUUCACAUCGCUUGUCAAAGAGCUUGCUAGGCCAGGAGAGCUCACGCAAUCAACCAGCUAUCCCUUUGAAUUCCUUAACGUAGAGAAACCAUACGAAUCGUACACAGGUGCUAAUGUAAGAUUAAGAUACUUUCUACGAGUGACGAUCACUAAGCGAUUGACGGACACAGUGCGUGAGAUGGAUCUGGUGGUUCACACCCUGUCACACUACCCCGAGGUCAACUCUUCUAUUAAGAUGGAAGUUGGCAUUGAGGACUGCCUCCAUAUAGAAUUUGAAUACAACAAAUCAAAAUACCAUCUCAAAGAUGUAAUCGUUGGUAAAAUCUAUUUCCUGCUUGUGAGAAUCAAGAUCAAACACAUGGAACUUGCCAUCAUCAAAAGAGAAACAACUGGAUCAGGUCCCAACACAUUCAAUGAAAAUGAAACCAUAGCAAAAUAUGAAAUCAUGGAUGGUGCCCCAGUAAGAGGUGAAUCGAUACCCAUAAGGCUGUUCCUGUCAGGGUACGAGCUGACGCCUACGAUGCGGGAUGUCAACAAGAAGUUCUCAGUUCGCUACUACCUGAAUCUUGUACUCGUAGACGAGGAAGAAAGGCGGUACUUCAAACAACAGGAAGUGACGCUGUGGCGAAAAGCCGACAAGGUCAAGAAACCACUUCAGAUGCAGAGACAACAGAUGCAACACUUUGUCUCGCCGUCGCAAAACAGCAAGCCAGAGCCCAGCUCAGACGAGUAGCACACCGCCCUCUCCUGCCCUCGUCGAACCAGGCAAUUACAGUCAAACCUGUCUACAGCGACCACUCAAGGGAGACAAGAAAAGUGGUCUCAGUAGACAGG
Messenger RNA from Strongylocentrotus purpuratus (purple sea urchin), 1226 nucleotides. RefSeq names its product vacuolar protein sorting-associated protein 26B-like. Gene Ontology annotation, biological process: retrograde transport, endosome to Golgi; intracellular protein transport. The transcript is spliced from 9 exons. Lineage: Eukaryota; Metazoa; Echinodermata; Echinoidea; Camarodonta; Strongylocentrotidae. Gene Ontology annotation, cellular component: endosome; retromer complex. The record is from RefSeq and is a predicted model, not a curated record. Bases 145 to 1125 code for a protein of 326 amino acids.